UGGUUAUGGUGCCAACAAGGAUACACUACAUAGGGCGUAAUUCCUUUCUUGAAGAAACAAACGAAAGCUGUAGAAAUGCCAGGACUGUGCGCUGUCACCGUGUCACGUACUACUACCAGCAACUUUUCUGUGCCGUUUUCAAGUGCUGCCUUUUUCUACUGCUUUCUACUACUACUCCAUUCCAAGAAUAUAUCCCUGCACGUCGGCGGCGACAGAGAUCGAUCGAUCGGCGCCCUGUACAUGCUCUCGCAGUUGCAACUUUGCAACGCCAUAUUCUCAUGUAGUGCGACGUCGCAUGCACAUGCAAAAGAUGUACUCGGCAAGUGUUCAAGGCCGAUUGCGCUAGUCCACUUUGAUCACCCUCCCGCUUUUGCUUUUGCCCUGUGCCUACUGCCCAGUACACCUCACCACCUCGUCACCACCUCACCCUCGUGUAUAUAUAUCGCGCAGGGUCGGAGCAGGGCUCGGACACCCAGACGAGCGCGGCGGCCAUGGAGCAGGAGCACCACUCGCGCUCGCACGCGGCGGCGGCGGCGCUGUCCGGCCAUGAGGGGCCCGAGACGCCGCGCCGCCGGUACCGCGGGGUGCGGCAGCGGCCGUGGGGCAAGUGGGCGGCGGAGAUCCGGGACCCGCACAAGGCGGCGCGCGUGUGGCUCGGCACGUUCGAGACCGCCGAGGCCGCGGCGCGCGCCUACGACGAGGCCGCGCUCCGCUUCCGCGGCAGCCGCGCCAAGCUCAACUUCCCCGAGGACGCGCGCCUCCACCCAGCGUCCACGACGCCGGCGGCGCCGGCGGCGCCGGCGUCCGAGCCCAUCGCCGGCGCGGGGGCGGCAUCGACCUCCCCGGCCGGCUACCACCCCGGCGCCGCCCAGGGCGUGGACUACCUGCGGUACCAGAUGCUUCUGCAGGGGGCCGCCCGCAACCAAGGCACCCUCCUUCCGUUCUACGCCGGCGGCGGGGGUGGCAUGAGCAAUCCCUACGGUGGUGGCGGAGGUGCCCCGAGCAACCCCUACGGCGGCGGCGGCGGCGGCGGCAACACGAGUGGCUUCUUGGGCUCGUACUACUCGUUCCCGCCCUCCUCUGUUUCUGUCGCCACCGUGCCGUCCUCUACUUCCUCUGCUCCCGGAUACUACUACUCCUCACCGCACGACACGCAACAGAGCGAGUCGUCUGCGGCGGCGGCGGAGGACUGGAACUGGGCGAGCUCGCUGAUCCACUGGGCCAACUCAGGGUACCCGACGCCACCUCACACUCAGUAGCAGGCUAGCAACAAGCAGGCAAGCAGCUAGGAGAAGACCCUCUUCUUUUCUCUCUCUCUCUCUCUCUGGAAUAAUCAGGUGAGUACGGCUGGGAUGGAGACAGGUGUAAAAGGAAAGAGGAAACCAAAAUCAAGAAGAGGAAGAUGCUUUUCGUUUCUUUCAUGUAUGAUGAUAGCCAAGCGGUCUUUGUUUGUUGAUUAGUUUUGGAUGAUGACGGGGUAAUACUGUGAUCCUGCUCAUAGUUUUCCUUUGAUUUUGGUUGCAAAGUACUUUACCAAGAGAUGGAAGCUCCAACGAUGCAUAAUUCUCCAUGUUCUUUCCGGGACAUAACGUGUUUGUUAGUUUGUUAGCAUUUGUCAGAUUCUUGUUUGAUUGUACUAACCUUUUUGGAAAAAAAAAACUCCUUUUGAUGAAAUGAAAUGAACUGGAGAUUCCGUGGA
Messenger RNA from Setaria italica (foxtail millet), 1699 nucleotides. RefSeq names its product dehydration-responsive element-binding protein 1C. The record is from RefSeq and is a predicted model, not a curated record. The transcript has a single exon. Gene Ontology annotation, biological process: ethylene-activated signaling pathway; regulation of DNA-templated transcription. Lineage: Eukaryota; Viridiplantae; Streptophyta; Magnoliopsida; Poales; Poaceae. Gene Ontology annotation, molecular function: DNA binding; DNA-binding transcription factor activity. The coding region runs from base 492 to 1259 and encodes 255 amino acids.